AAAGAAAAAAUCAGUGGUGACGGUUAUUUAUAACUCACGGUCCUCGCUAGUUGCGCCAGCCAUCGCCGUGCCUAGCAAUGCUAGACGACAUGGUAGCAGCUCAUGAUCCAACUUUCCUCUAGAAUCAUCAAGGCCCUCUCUCUAUCCCUUUCCCUCUCUACCUGCAGAAAGGAUUGCCAAAAAAAGAUGGCCGAAGAAGAAGAAGUGCUGAUAGAAGUGGAAGCGGUGCAAGCGGUGUACGGAGACGAUUGUGUGGUUCUAGAUUCUUUCCCUCCCCAUCUUCACGUUCACAUCAAGCCACGAACCGCCGAUAUCUCUUCCCAACAGUUUGUGGAAGCAGUUAUUGGGAUACGAGCAGGUUCCCAGUAUCCAAAGGAGCCACCCAGUAUUGAUCUUAUAGAAUCCAAGGGGCUUGAUGAACAAAGGCAGAAGCAUCUAAUAAAAAGCAUACAAGACAAAGCAUGUGAACUCUUCUCAUGUUUGAUGAUUGUAGCACUUUGCGAGGAAGCAGUGGAGAAGCUCUCUAUUAUGAAUCACCCAGAUGGCAAUUGUCCAUUGUGUUUGUACCCUUUGCUCCUAGAAGACGAAGAGAAUGAAUCCUUACCAUUUAUGAAGCUGAUGUCUUGUUUCCAUUGCUUUCACUGUGAAUGCAUCAUGAAUUGGUGGAAUUGGAUCCAAAAAGAGAAAGAAAGCAACAUUAACAUCUCAUCUACCACAUCUCUGCAUUCCAUCAGAGACAGGGGAAAUCAGAAUGACAUUCACAUUCAUGGCUUAGAGGAAGAAAGUAUGGGGGACUGUCCAGUUUGCCGCAAGGUUUUUCAUACCAAGGAUUUUGAACAUGUGCGCAGCUUGGUUGGAACGAAUUUCUCUGAAUUGAGCUCUGACAGAACGGAAAUUGAAGAUGUGAAACUACUCCAGUCUGAUUCAGAGAAGAUUAGAAAACAGAAAUUUGAGGCCAUACUAAAACUGCAGCAAGAAAAUAGUGGCAUAAUUGAACCAAAAAGAGAUCUAGUUGUUUUGCCUGGUAUGUAUCUUCCUCGGCCAGUAACAUUGCCAACCCAGGCGUUGAAUAAAGAAACCACGGAAGAACAGCAAAGAGACUCAACAGCAUCCAUGGAAACAAAUUCUGGGGGUUCUUCAAAUAGACCGAGCUCCGGUAAGCACAGGAACUUUGGCAGGAGGAAGCAGAGAAUACAAAAUUCAAGAAAACAAGUUAGACAGUGGGUCAGAAAAGAUGAUGGGCCUGCAAAUUAACUAUAUGGUGUAGCAAUCUUCGAGGGGUGUUUUUUUUUUUUUUUCACAAUAAAUUAUUUUAUGUUAAAAUUCGAAAGUCAAUGCGAGAGGAAGGGUUGCAAGUUGCGACAAGCUUGGAUUGCAGUCUAUUUUACCUGAUCUGAGCCCACUGUGUCUCUUAGUUUUUGAGAUGUGAUUGCCCAUAUAUUCUUUAUACUAUGCAAUUGCGUAGGAAUGUGAUUGUGGAGCAUAAUGACGGAAAUUGGCUUCAUCCAUCGACGGAUUUUUGUUAAAAGAUUAUUCUUCUUUUGUUCGA
Hevea brasiliensis (rubber tree) is the source of this 1549-nucleotide messenger RNA. RefSeq lists its product as uncharacterized. The record is from RefSeq and is a predicted model, not a curated record. Gene Ontology annotation, biological process: protein ubiquitination. Gene Ontology annotation, cellular component: nucleus. The transcript is spliced from 7 exons. The coding region runs from base 103 to 1254 and encodes 383 amino acids. Lineage: Eukaryota; Viridiplantae; Streptophyta; Magnoliopsida; Malpighiales; Euphorbiaceae. Gene Ontology annotation, molecular function: protein binding; ubiquitin protein ligase activity.